UUUUUUGAUUUCGUAUUAUAAUCCUCUUAUAAGAUGUGUCUUAGAAAAUAAUAAAUGAAAAAUAAAAGCUGAGAGGGUAUACGAGCUUUUACUAAAUUGAUUUUCAUACAGUUUUUUUUUCGAUCGAAUCUUUAAAACAUUUUGUUUUUCAAGUGAACUUUUCAAUUAGAAUUAAUAUUUGAUGAGAAUGCAGGAUGGAGAGAGUCGUAAACAUUGUCCACGUCUGAGUGAGACUGAACUUUCCAGUACACUGACUCCAGACGUAGUGGUCAUUCACGUAACCGAGCACGAAGGAGAGAAAUCUGGGUUUAGGAAGUCCUUUUCAGUGGGUCAGUCGUCGUUGGGCUUGUCAUCACCUGCGAUCUCCGCUAGUCGUAUGAACGACGGUGUGGUCGUCCGUGUUGAGGGUUGUGGCGAAAGGGAAGACCACCCACAUUCUAGUAGCUUCUAUUCACCUUCCAAUCUGUCGCUCGUAUCAUUGCACGGUAGUCCUGGAGAAAAGACCCUCCGAAGAAAAAAACGCGCGGAACGAUGUAAGUCUCCAAGUUUGGACGUCGGAGAAAGAAACGUUGACGGAAAAGAAUGUCACGAAAGUAGCGGCCACAAGUCCCGCAGCAGAAGCAGUCACUUUCUUGCUCCUCUGUCUGACGGAAAUGAUCACGGUCGCCGGUAUUCCGUGAAAGUUCCCAACCAACAGAUACCGGUGAAAAGAGACAAGAGGAAGAAUUCUUAUUCUGAAAAUGAAGUCCCUCGGACUGACCGCAGGUCAAGCAGUAGUAGCCGUCGAUCCUCCCGUGUCGAAGACUUAGCUCGUCGAUCUUCUAGAGUCCCGAGUAAAUCCACCAAGAAUUUCGAAGACGAGCAAGACAAAGAAAACAUACAAUUGGAAGAGGGAACGAGACGAAGAAAGAUGGUCAUCAUUGUCAUCUGUUCGGUGUCUCUUUUCAUCUUGAUAACUAGUGUCGUCCUUGUCGCAGUCACGUUGUCUCUAUCUCCAACUAUUGACCAGCUAGUCCGUAAAGAAAACGAAGAGAUCCUUAAGGGUGUUUCGUCUACUUUGUCACCUUCUAUAAAUGGCGCCACUGUCAACAAUACUAUUAAUAUGACGGGACAACCUGGAUGAUUACAUUCCUGUAUUGGUACUUUUACUAGCAGGGACUUUUAAAGACAGUUCAACGAUAUCCAAACUUAAUUCUUAGAAAUAAUAUUUUGGUAAGGAGAAAUCAAGAAAACAUAAACAUAGUCCUUCAAGUUACCAAAAAAUAAUAAAUAAAUAAAUGUGAUAACAAGUUAGGUGCCACAUGAUUGUAAAUAAUGUCCUGAUGGAGUUUGCCAAAACAUAGAAUAAACAAAUAAUAAUUCAAAAGCUU
Molecule: messenger RNA, 1370 nt
Organism: Limulus polyphemus (Atlantic horseshoe crab)
Lineage: Eukaryota; Metazoa; Arthropoda; Merostomata; Xiphosura; Limulidae
Exons: 2
Coding region: 182-1123 (313 amino acids)
Source: RefSeq, a predicted model, not a curated record